Paramecium octaurelia is the source of this 875-nucleotide messenger RNA. Lineage: Eukaryota; Ciliophora; Oligohymenophorea; Peniculida; Parameciidae. The record is from the annotation of a GenBank genome assembly.
AAAUAAUCAUGUCAAAUAAAGAACAAGACUAUUAUGAGGUUUUGGGAGUUAGUAAAACAGCCUCCGACGAUGAAAUCAAAAAGGCUUACAGAAAAUUAGCCAUUAAGUGGCAUCCAGUAUGUUUUUAGAAUACUAUUUUAAGGAUAAAAACCCCAAUAAUAAACAAGAAGCUUAAGAGAAGUUUAAAAAAAUUGGAGAGGCUUACUCUGUAUUAUCUGAUAAAGAUAAACGAGCUAUUUAUGAUAGAUAUGGUCACGACGGGUAUGCUAAUCUAAUAUUUAUUUAUUUUAGUUUAAAAAAUGGGGGUGGUGCUAGUUAAUUUUAAGGUUUUCAUGGAUUUAGUAACUUUAAUGAUGGAUUUGAUCCAUUCAAAUAAUUUGAGAGUUUCUUUAAAAAUUUUGGAAUGGAUGAUGAUGAUGAUUUUGGGUUUUUCUUUGGAAGAGGUGGAAGCAAAAAAAAUAGUAACAACUCCUAAAGAAGUCCUUUUGGAUUCUCAGGAUUUGGAGGAUUUGGAGGCUUUGGUGAUGAUGACUUCAUGGGAAUAGGAGGAGGAUAAUUCUAAUCUUUUUAAUCUUCAAAUUUUGGAGGAGGAUAAUUCUAAUCAUUUUAAUCUUCAAAUUUUGGAGGAGGAUUUGGAGGAGCUACAUCAAUAUCUACUUCUACUUCAACGACGAUGCAGUACAAAUUCAUUAUUAAUAACAUAGAAAUGGUCGUAAAGUUACAGUCACAAGAAAGACAACAACAAAGGCUGAUGGAACAACCGAGGUAGUUGAAACUAUUGACAAUGGAGGAAGAAAGGAAGAGAAAAGAUAUUCAUUGGAAAAUGGAUAAAAAUCUAAUGGAUCCAAAUAUAUAAAGCAUCAAUGACUUACCCA